Messenger RNA from Trematomus bernacchii (emerald rockcod), 689 nucleotides. Its product is annotated as calcyphosin-like protein. The record is from RefSeq and is a predicted model, not a curated record. Gene Ontology annotation, molecular function: calcium ion binding. Lineage: Eukaryota; Metazoa; Chordata; Actinopteri; Perciformes; Nototheniidae.
CCACCUCGGUAUUAACCGGAUACUGAUUCGGACUUCCUGUCCACCUUCAAAAUAAAAGUGUAAAACAUUGAGUCUAAACCAGAGUCACGCGAUUGGACGGUUGGCCUCCAUGGUAACGGAACUGUUUGCGGAAGUGCAGCUCUCCGUUUGCAGCCGGAGAUUAAAGGAUGGCGGGUACGAGCAGGCACGACCGGGCAAUGUCUCUGAAGGCGCAGCAGGAGCUGAAGGAGUGCAAGGACCCGGUGGAGAGGCUCCGUCUGCACUGCCUGUCCCGAGGCUCGUCUGGGAUCAAAGGGCUGGGCCGGACCUUUAAGAUCAUGGACGACAACAGCAGCCGCUCUCUGGACCUGAAGGAGUUCCUGAAGGGUCUGAAGGACUACGGAGUCCUGAUGGACAAACAGGAAGCCACCGCGCUCUUCCUACAAUUCGACCGAGACGGCAACGGGACCAUCGACUUCGACGAGUUCCUGCUCACGCUCAGGCCCCAGAUGUCCCGCGCCCGACAGGAAGUGGUUCUGCAGGCGUUCAGGAAGCUGGACCGGACAGGAGACGGCGUGGUGACCAUCGAGGAUCUGAGGGGCGUCUACACCAAACAUCAUCCCAAGUUCCAGAACGGGGAGUGGAGCGAGGAGCAGGUCUUCAGGAGCUUCCUGGACAACUUCGACUCUCCCAACGACAAAGACGGGAAG